This is a messenger RNA of Letharia columbiana, 393 nucleotides long. RefSeq lists its product as uncharacterized. Gene Ontology annotation, cellular component: cell cortex. Lineage: Eukaryota; Fungi; Ascomycota; Lecanoromycetes; Lecanorales; Parmeliaceae. Gene Ontology annotation, molecular function: actin monomer binding. The record is from RefSeq and is a predicted model, not a curated record. Bases 1 to 393 code for a protein of 130 amino acids. The transcript is spliced from 5 exons.
AUGUCGUGGCAAGCAUAUGUUGAUACCAGUUUGGUGGGAACUGGGAAUCUCGACAGGGCUGCCAUUUUCAACACACAAGGGACUAGCGUCUGGGCCUCGUCCCACGGCUUUACAGUUUCGCCGGCGGAAAUAAAAGAGGUCAUUGCUUCGUACUCGGACACAUCAGACGUCAAGAAGAUCCAAAGUGGUGGCUUUCGCAUCGCAGGUGAGAAAUACAUGACGAUAAAGGCGGAUGAAAAGAGUGUGUAUGGCAAGAAGGGAAAGGAGGGGAUAGUGAUUGUUAAGACGCAUCAAGCGAUCCUUGUCACCCAUUACCCAGAGACAGUACAACCAGGACAAGCAACGAACACAGUGGAGCAGCUUGGCGAUUAUCUCAUGGGGGUCGGCUACUAA